CUCUCUUUGUACACGGAUUUUCAGUUGAAAACUCUGUCGUUUCGGCGGGGAGCUUUCAACUGAUCACCCUGUUGCUCACAUUGCGCUCUUCGUUCUCAACAUGGCCUCAACAACCCAGCGUCUUUCUCUGUCGUCAGACUCAGAUGCGGAUUCCGACAACAGCACCGGGGGAGUAGACGAACUUCGGCAUGAUGAUCUCUCCGACACCAUCUUCAAAUCAUAUUUACAAAUCUCCGGUCAAUCAUCGCCUGAUCUCUCCAAGAUCCAAACGUUCCUCACCUCCUCCCGAUCCGGGGCUCUGUCCUGCCUCAUAUGCCUCGAGAGAAUCCGAACCUCUGAUCCUACCUGGUCCUGCAUCAAUGGCUGUUUCGCUGUCUUCCACCUCCUUUGUAUCCAAAGUUGGGCUCGCCAAGCUUCCGAUCUCGCCACUGAACGAGCCGUCGCUCGCCUCUCCCGCGAACUCUUCCCUUUAGCUGCUGCCAAAGCCCUAGAAAAUUCCAACUGGAGUUGUCCCAAAUGCAGAGUAGAGUACUCGAAAUCCCAAAUUCCCCGAAGUUAUUUCUGUUUCUGUGGCAAAUUAGAGAAUCCGCCCAGCGAUCCUUGGAUACUUCCGCAUUCAUGCGGUGAGAUCUGCGGUCGGCCCCUCAGAUACAAUUGUGGCCACAAUUGCUUCUUGUUAUGUCACCCUGGUCCUUGUCCUUCGUGCCCGAAGCUCGUAAAAACCCGCUGCUUUUGUGGGACUGUCGAAGAUGUUCGGCGAUGCGGCUUCAAGAAUUUUUCUUGUAACGGUGUUUGUUCGAAAGUACUGGAUUGUGGGGUUCACCGGUGUUUGGAAAUUUGCCAUGAGGGUACUUGUCCUCCUUGUCGGGCGAGGGGUGUGUACCGUUGCCGGUGUGGGAAGACGAAGGAGGAGAGGGAGUGCUUUGAAAGAGAGUUUCGAUGCGAGAAUCCUUGUGAACGGAUGCUUGGUUGUGGAAAGCAUUUUUGUGCUGAGGGAUGUCAUUCGGAUCCGUGUGGUGAGUGCCCUCUUCAGGGAAAAAGGAUUUGUCCAUGCGGGAAGAAGGUAUACGAAGGAAUGUCUUGUGAUGUCGUGGUGCCGACUUGUGGAUUGACUUGUGGUAAGAUGCUGAGCUGCGGUCUUCAUAGAUGUCCUGAGCGGUGUCAUCGCGGUCCAUGCGUAGAGACUUGCAGGAAUGUUACUGUGAAGUUUUGUAGGUGUGGGAGUUUGAAGAAAGAGGUUCCUUGCUAUCAAGAUUUGGCCUGUGAAAGGAAGUGUCAGCGAGUAAGAGAUUGUGGACGACAUGCUUGUAGGCGUCGCUGCUGUGAUGGGGACUGCCCUCCUUGCUCAGAGAUAUGCGGGAGGAAAUUACGGUGCAAUAACCAUAAAUGCCCUUCUCCAUGCCACAGAGGUGCCUGUGCUCCUUGUCCAGUAAUGGUGACUAUUUCAUGUUCAUGUGGUGAGACACACUUUGAGGUUCCUUGUGGGACUGAAGCAGAACAAAAGCCUCCUAAAUGUCCCAAGUUGUGCCAUAUCUCUCCUUUAUGCAGGCAUGGAUUGAAUUCUAAGCCACAUAGGUGCCACUAUGGAGCUUGCCCCCCUUGUCGACUACUUUGUGAGGAAGAACUUCCAUGUGGUCAUAAGUGUAAACUCAGGUGCCAUGGGCCUAAACCUCCUCCUAAUCCAGAAUUCACAUUGAAACCGAAGAAGAAAAAAAAUCAACAGAUGGGAUGUACCCCUGGAUCACCAUGCCCUCCUUGUUCUGAACUUGUUUGGAGAUCAUGCCUGGGCCAGCACAUUGCCGCAGAGCAGAUGAUGGUCUGUUCUGAUAGAACAACAUUUUCCUGUAACAACUUGUGUGGAAACCUUCUUCUGUGUGGUAACCAUUAUUGUACUAAAACUUGCCAUGCUCUGAAGAGCCAGCCUUCAAAAUCAGGUCUGCAUGAAAGAAGCRAGUCCUGUGAAGAGUGUGAUCUUCCUUGCGAAAAGGAGAGGAAACCUUCAUGUCCACAUCCUUGUCCACUGCCAUGUCAUCCUGGAGAAUGCCCCCCUUGUAAAACACUUAUCAAGCGGUCAUGUCACUGCGGUUCCAUGGUUCAUGUUUUUGAGUGCACAUACUACAACAAGUUGCCUGAAAAGGAGCAAGUAACCAUCCGCUCAUGUGGUGGUCCAUGCCAUAGAAAGUUGCCAAACUGCACACAUCUAUGCCCAGAGACAUGCCAUCUUGGUCAAUGCCCAUUGCCUGAAAAGUGUUGUAAAAAGGUCACCGUUCGUUGCAAAUGUCAAACCCUGAAAAAGGAGUGGCUUUGUCAAGAUGUACAGGCAGCCUAUCACAAAACUGGGCAAGAUCCCAAAGAUAUCCCUAAAAAUCAAUUUGGUCUUGGACUUCUUCCCUGUAAUUCGGAGUGCUCUAAUAAACUAAAGGUUGCUGAUUCGGAAAUACAGUUGCGUAAAUCUAAAGUCCCAGAGGUUAAGGUGGUCAGUGCAGAGAAACAUGUUCCAAAGCGUAGAAAAAGGCAUGAACGAGCACAAGAAACCAGGCAACUUUCACGGUUGCAGGCAAUUGGUGCAACCAUGUGGAAAUUUUUUAUUAUUAUUUCUAUAGUAGUGGCUCUAAUCUUAGCCACCUACUAUGGUUACAAGGGUCUUCUUUGGCUCUCUGAUUAUAUGAAUGAGGUUGAAGAACGAAGACAAAGAAGAACAUUUCAAAGAAUUUGAUCAUUCUUAACAAUUUUGUCCUCAAGUUGAACUUUUGACUGGAUUAAAUAAUUCUCAUAACGUGCAUAUUAACUUAAAGGAGUAUAUGAGAGGAAACAGAGUGAUUUAUCUGGACCAUCCUAUCCUGCGAAGUGAAACUUGGACCUUUCUUUUAUUCAUCUGGUAGGUAUUACUUGGUCAUAAUUUGUUUACUCGAGAGGCAUUCAAGGUAGAAACUGUCAUGUUAAAAGUUUAUUUAUUCUACUUUAGUUAUGUUAUGCAAUGCCAAACUUGGAUGUAUAAGGUACCAUACCGGAAUUAGUUUUAGAUUACUCACUAGAUAUUAUUUAUUGAGUAUAAAUGUGUAAUUGACUUCUGGACGUGUUGUUUGAUGCUGGAUCUACAAUUCUACAUGUA
Messenger RNA from Nelumbo nucifera (sacred lotus), 3112 nucleotides. It is a transcript of the gene NFXL2, whose product is annotated as NF-X1-type zinc finger protein NFXL2. Gene Ontology annotation, biological process: regulation of DNA-templated transcription. Gene Ontology annotation, cellular component: nucleus. Lineage: Eukaryota; Viridiplantae; Streptophyta; Magnoliopsida; Proteales; Nelumbonaceae. The record is from RefSeq and is a predicted model, not a curated record. Gene Ontology annotation, molecular function: DNA-binding transcription factor activity, RNA polymerase II-specific; RNA polymerase II transcription regulatory region sequence-specific DNA binding; zinc ion binding.